AUGGCUUUUGGAAAAGGAUCCCUCAUUUUGUCCUUAAAAUUGCGCGUUGACUGCGGACAUGUUUUGGAGCUCCUGUUUUUCCUUUUUUGUGUCAGUCACUCGGUGAAUGGACAUAUCCGAUAUUCAAUCCCGGAGGAGAUGAAAAAAGGCUCUGUCAUCGGAAACAUGGCGCAGGACCUUGGUUUGGAUCUGACGAGGCUCCGGUCAGGUCGGGCCCGCAUCGUGACCGGAGAGAGCAUCCAGUACACCGAGCUGAAGGCAGACAAAGGGAUUUUAGUGGUGAACGAGAGAAUCGACAGAGAGCAGCUUUGUGGAGACACGACGCCUUGCAGCUUCAGCUUUGAGGUCAUUUUAGAAAAUCCUAUGGAACUCCAUCAAAUCACAGUUGAAGUAACGGAUAUAAACGACCAUUCGCCAACAUUUAAAAAGAGCAAUCUCAAGUUUGAAAUCAGUGAAUCUGCUCUCACUGGAGCUCGUUUUCCACUGACAACAGCUGACGAUCCGGAUGUUGGCGUUAAUGGAUUGAGAGAAUAUUUCUUAACCGAGAAUGAUCAUUUUCUUAUCAAGCAAAACUCAAAUGCCGACAGAAAGAAAUAUGCAGAGAUGGUGCUGCAGAAGCCAUUAGACAGGGAGACAAAUUCAUAUAUGUCUCUCAAACUAGUCGCGGUGGACGGUGGAACUCCGCAGCGAUCUGGUACAGUAAAUAUAGACAUCACUGUUCUCGAUGCUAAUGAUAAUGCACCUGUAUUUAAUCAAUCGGUGUACAAAGCCACAGUGAUGGAAAAUGCCCCGAGAGAUACUUAUAUCACCACGGUAAAUGCAAGUGACGCGGAUUUCGGAUCAAAUAGUAUUGUGACAUAUUCUUUUUCAGAUCUAAACAGUGGUAUCGGGGAUUUUUUCACAAUUGAUGAAAAAUAUGGGACUAUUUUAACUAAAGGUUCAAUUGAUUUUGAACGAGAUAAAACAUACGAAUUGAUAAUCGAAGGAAAAGAUCAAGGAGGAUUGACAGAUUCAAGCAAAGUGAUAAUUGAAGUGACUGAUGUGAAUGACAACGCCCCGAGUAUCAGCGUCAUGUCGUUCACUAGUCCUGUGUCCGAGGACUCUCCCUCUGGGACAACGAUUGGCAUUAUCAAUGUAAAAGACAUCGAUUCAAGUGAAAAUGGACAAGUGAAUUGUAGAAUUGAAGGAAAUGCUCCUUUUAAGAUCAAGUCCAAUUUGAGAAAUUAUUACACUUUAAUAACUGAUACUGUACUCGAUCGUGAACAUGUUUCAGAGUAUAAUAUCAGUGUUGUAGCCACAGAUACAGGGAUGCCACCACUUUCUGCCAAAAAAAUAUUUAAUCUCAAGAUCACUGAUGUGAAUGACAAUGCUCCUGUGUUUUUACAGAGCAUGUACAAUGCAUUUGUCACUGAAAAUAAUUCUCCAGGUGUUUCUAUUCUCACACUCAGGGCUAAAGAUCACGAUGAGAACCAAAACGCUCAUAUAUCCUACAUUUUAGAAGAAACUACUGUUGCUGGAUCUCCUAUUUCUUCACAUAUUUCAGUAAAUGCCGAAAGUGGAGUUGUUCAUGCAGUGCGCUCAUUUGAUUAUGAACAAAUUAAACAGCUUGUGUUUGUUGUCAGAGCUCAGGAUGGAGGCUCUCCUCCACUCAGCAGCAACGUGACAGUGAAAAUCCUGAUCCAGGACCAGAACGACAACCCCCCUCAGGUCCUGUACCCAGUGCAGACUGGUGGCUCUGUGGUGGCUGAGAUGGUGCCUCGUUCAGCAGAUGUGGGAUAUCUGGUGACCAAAGUGGUGGCUGUUGAUGUGGACUCUGGACAGAAUGCCUGGCUCUCAUAUAAACUCCAGAAAGCCACAGACAGAGCGCUGUUUGAAGUGGGAUUACAGAAUGGAGAAAUCAGAACUAUCCGUCAAGUCAAUGAUAAAGAUGCAGUCAAACAAAGACUGACUGUCAUAGUGGAGGACAACGGACAGCCCUCUCGUUCAGCCACUGUCAUUGUGAACGUGGCGGUGGCGGACAGCUUCCCUGAAGUGCUGUCAGAGUUCACUGACCUGAUCCACGACAAGGAGUACAAUGACAACCUGACGUUUUACUUGGUGUUGGCUCUGGCUGUCGUUUCCUUCCUGUUCAUCACCUGUGUGGUGGUGAUUAUCUCAGUGAAAAUCUACAGAUGGAGACAGUCCCGCAUCCUGUAUCAGUCCAACCUGCCUGUGAUUCCAUAUUAUCCUCCACGUUACUCAGACACUUUGGGGACAGGGACUCUCCAACAUGUGUACAACUACGAGGUGUGCAGGACGACAGACUCCAGAAAGAGUGACUGUAAGUUCGGCAGGGCUGGUAGUCAGAACGUGCUGAUCAUGGACCCCAGUUUAACAGGGACGAUGCAGCGGAUACAGAGUGAGAAGAGCAUCCUGGAUGAACCUGACUCUCCUGUCGAGGUUAGUUCAACAACGUUUCUCCCCUUGAGACAUCGUAGUGGUUCAAUUUGUGUUUAG
Molecule: messenger RNA, 2496 nt
Organism: Salarias fasciatus (jewelled blenny)
Lineage: Eukaryota; Metazoa; Chordata; Actinopteri; Blenniiformes; Blenniidae
Product: protocadherin gamma-A1-like
Exons: 2
Coding region: 1-2496 (831 amino acids)
Biological process (GO): homophilic cell-cell adhesion
Cellular component (GO): plasma membrane
Molecular function (GO): calcium ion binding
Source: RefSeq, a predicted model, not a curated record